Octodon degus (degu) is the source of this 1605-nucleotide messenger RNA. It is a transcript of the gene Atp6v0d1, whose product is annotated as ATPase H+ transporting V0 subunit d1. The transcript has 8 exons. Gene Ontology annotation, molecular function: proton-transporting ATPase activity, rotational mechanism. Lineage: Eukaryota; Metazoa; Chordata; Mammalia; Rodentia; Octodontidae. Gene Ontology annotation, cellular component: early endosome; plasma membrane proton-transporting V-type ATPase complex; lysosomal membrane. Gene Ontology annotation, biological process: proton transmembrane transport; vacuolar acidification; vacuolar transport. Bases 111 to 1166 code for a protein of 351 amino acids. The record is from RefSeq and is a predicted model, not a curated record.
GCACUUGACAGCCAGUUGCGGACGCCGCGUCAGCUGGUUUUGGAGUUGCGUUGCGUGCCGGCCGGUCGGGGCUCUCCGGUCCUGCCGCCCCUGCCGCCCCUGCCGCAGCCAUGUCGUUCUUCCCGGAGCUAUACUUCAACGUAGACAAUGGCUACUUGGAGGGACUGGUGCGCGGCCUCAAGGCCGGGGUGCUCAGCCAGGCCGACUACCUCAACCUGGUGCAGUGCGAAACGCUAGAGGACUUGAAGUUGCACCUGCAGAGCACAGACUAUGGCAACUUCCUGGCCAAUGAGGCCUCACCUCUGACAGUGUCAGUCAUCGAUGACAGGCUCAAGGAGAAGAUGGUGGUGGAGUUCCGCCACAUGAGGAACCAUGCGUAUGAGCCACUUGCCAGCUUCCUGGACUUUAUUACUUAUAGCUACAUGAUCGACAAUGUGAUCCUGCUUAUCACGGGCACGCUGCACCAGCGCUCCAUUGCUGAGCUUGUACCCAAGUGCCACCCACUAGGCAGCUUCGAACAGAUGGAGGCCGUGAACAUUGCACAGACACCUGCUGAGCUCUACAAUGCCAUUCUGGUGGACACGCCCCUGGCGGCUUUUUUCCAGGACUGCAUCUCAGAACAGGACCUUGAUGAGAUGAACAUUGAGAUCAUCCGCAACACACUGUACAAGGCUUACCUGGAGUCCUUCUACAAGUUCUGCACCUUGCUGGGUGGAACCACGGCUGAUGCCAUGUGCCCCAUCCUGGAGUUUGAAGCAGACCGCCGCGCCUUCAUCAUCACCAUCAACUCUUUCGGCACAGAGCUGUCUAAGGAGGACCGUGCCAAGCUCUUCCCACACUGUGGACGCCUCUACCCUGAAGGCCUGGCUCAGCUGGCUCGGGCUGAUGACUAUGAGCAGGUCAAGAAUGUGGCCGAUUACUACCCGGAAUACAAGCUGCUUUUUGAGGGUGCAGGCAGCAAUCCUGGAGACAAGACCCUGGAAGAUCGAUUCUUUGAGCAUGAGGUGAAACUGAACAAGUUGGCCUUCCUGAACCAGUUCCACUUUGGAGUCUUCUAUGCCUUUGUGAAGCUCAAGGAGCAGGAGUGUCGAAAUAUUGUGUGGAUUGCUGAGUGCAUUGCUCAGCGCCACCGCGCGAAGAUUGACAACUAUAUCCCCAUCUUCUAGCGUUCUGACUCAAGGCUUCCAAGUGUCCUGUGUAUGUUUGUGUGUGCUGUGAUAAAGCCCAUGGCUCACCUGCCUGUCCUGGGGGUGGGUAGCACGUUGUCCUAGGGGCUGUGCAGCUUCCCUGACACCUCCCCAUCCUACCCCGACUCUUAGAUCUGAAAAGAGCUGGGUACUUCUCUCCUGACCAAGAAUGGACCAAGAUCCCCUCAGAGCAGUGAUGCCCCAUCAGCCCUUUGUUUACAGCCACUGACAUGUCUGAGAAACAUGUGGUCACUUUCAUGGCCUCCCCAAACCUGAGUACCCUAGGGGCAGUAAGAGCCUCCUUUUUCAGAGCUGUGGCCCAUGGGAAGGGUAGAGUAUGUGUAUCCUUGGGGCAUGGGGAAAGUAGUUCUCCCUCAGCUCUGGACCUGAGACAAUAAAACUGCCCUCUCUAAACCCA